Messenger RNA from Cephus cinctus (wheat stem sawfly), 3419 nucleotides. It is a transcript of the gene gcl, whose product is annotated as protein germ cell-less. Gene Ontology annotation, molecular function: protein binding. The transcript is spliced from 8 exons. Gene Ontology annotation, biological process: germ cell development. The record is from RefSeq and is a predicted model, not a curated record. NCBI's taxonomy places the organism in Eukaryota, Metazoa, Arthropoda, Insecta, Hymenoptera, Cephidae. The coding region runs from base 223 to 1758 and encodes 511 amino acids.
UCGAAGGGAUUAUAUCGCCUGUCUAUCUCUGUCUUCGUUCUUCCUGUGUGGGUGAAACAGCUGCGCCGUGGUGCGCAGGUUGCACAAAAUGUUUACGUUUUGCUGCGGACGAUCUCCGGUAGCUUUUGACGACUAUCCUGAGCGGACGAUGCUGAAAAUCGACAAGAUACCUUGAAUAACAAGCGGAAAUAAAGUGACCGCGAGUGCCUUCGUUUCCGCAAGAUGGGCAGUUAUGUGAGCAGAAUUGCCUCCGCUUCCAACAUCGCGGUGAAUUCCGUUUAUCGCGGUCGCAAACGAAAAUGCAUUGAAGAAGAUGAUUUUGAUUCUGAAUCGGACUUCAUCGACAAAACGCUUCAAACGCCGAAAAAGAGAAAAUUACUUACAACUGCACAAUAUAUUUAUAAGACUUUAUUUCAAGAAGAAAAGGGCAGUGAUGUAACUGUUCUAAUGCUUGGAAAAGCAUGGCGAUUGCACAAAGUCUAUAUCAGUCAAAGCCCUUAUUUUGCCAGUAUGUUUUGUGGUUCCUGGAGGGAGGCAAAUGAAAAGAUCAUCAAUGUGGAAAUAGCGGAUCCAAACAUAACACAGGACUCUCUAUUCACAGUUCUUGGCUCGUUUUACCAUGACGAGCUCAGUUUGGAACCAAAGGAUGUCAUUUCCAUUUUGGCCACUGCAACACUAUUUCAAUUACAAGGCCUGAUUGAUCAGUGCACAGAUAUCAUGAUUGAGACAACGAAUAUCAAAACUGUAGUUCCUUAUUACAAUGCUGCUGUCUCCUAUGGUGUACCCACAGUUAGAACUGCAGCCAGGAGAUGGCUCGAAGUAAACCUUCUGGGUUACGGAUGGUUACAUCCAACAUUUUUAAAAGAGAUCACCCCAGAAUUAAUGGUGGAACUAAUCACAAGUCCUAACUUGGUCGUGAUGCAGACGGAAUUCUGCAUAUACAUGAUGCUGCGGAUAUGGCUAUUCGUUCACAUCCAUAAUGACGAGGACCCAUUGCAGAUAGACACAUAUUUUAAAAAUCACACUUGGACGGAGCCAUUUUUGGCAACUGACGAAGGAAAAGAAUUUGCCGCACCUUUUAAGACAUUGAGAAUGAAAUAUUUACUUCUUCAUGAUCAGGAUGUCCAAAUUUUGUACUCCGAUAAUCUCAUUCCCCCUGAUUGGCUUCACAAUGCAUAUAAGGAACAAUGGUUACACCUGUUACGCAUAGAUGCACGAAAAGAUAGAGGAUUCCUGGGCAACAUCCCUGUCCUUGCAUCUCUGUUUUCCUGUCGACUUAAAAUUACUAGUGUAAUCCUCCAUUUCUUACGUAACAGGCCAAAACAGAUGAGCGAAGAGGAGUUCGCCAAAGAAUGCUUCAGGUGUGGAAGGUGUGUACAAAAAGCUGGUGAACACGUUUGGAGGUGGACAGCUUUCCAUUUUGGUUUGGAUUUGGUAGCUUACCUGGACACUACAACCUUCAGGAUUCGAAGAAAUAACAAACUGGAUACAGAUCACAUAAAGGCUAAUCAUAGCAAACAUAAUAUUAUUAUAAGAGUAUCUCUUAUUUCCUUGGAUGAACAAAGGCAAGUGAAGCAUAUCCAAGACUCAGGAAUACACAGAAUUUCUUUGCACAGAAAUGAAGAUCAACAAGUGAUGUCCCUCGAUAAACAAUUAACUUAUCCUUUGUACAUAUCUGUCAAUCUGCAAGUCGUCACGCCAUUCUCGGACACUGAUGAAACUAAAUCACCUGACGUCACGACACUUUCGGAUACUUAGCCCAACUGGUCUCCACCGACAAUACUGUUAAGUAAAUCUACAUGGAUGGUGCCUACUUGGUUACAUGUAUCUCGUUCGUAUGAUUUCCAUAAUUAUGCUAGUCCAAAAAAAUUCGCAACGACAUAUUAUUUCUCAAAUAUUGAUAAUUUAAAGGCAACUACGUCGUUACGAUCGUAACAAUGAAUUGUAGAAACAUUAACUUUAUCAUACAUUGUUUAUUUUGAGGAUAAAAAAAUUAUUCUGGUACUAUGAACAAAUUAUAGUCGUAAUUCUUUGGUGGAUAUUUUUAUAAAAAAAAAAGGAAAAUUGAAAAAAGGAAUUCAGACCGCAAGUACGCCCUUGUUUAAGUUCUAGUCCUGCUUGUAGAAUAUCUUCGUUUUUCAUGUGCUGGCACUUUCUCGAAUUACGUAAUAAGAUCUUCUCUGUAGCUGCUUUAAAAUUAUAAAACCAUGUGUAUCCUUUCGGUUUGGUAUUUUAAUUAAUUGCAAUCAAAAAGAAUUACUAAUAAUUAUCUAUUUUUGGCUCUUUCGGUCCCUAAUUACGAAUGGACAUGUAAUGAUUAACGCUUUGCUUUAAUAAUUAAUAUAUGCAGAUAAUUAAUUAACCUCACAUUCGUUAUUUGAGCAUAAUACCGGAAUCCAGUGAAUAGAAAUGGUGCUAAUCCCUUGAUCAAUAAAAAUUCAUUGACAGUCAUCAAGGUUCUCGUCAUGAUUCUAGGUGCAUAGAAAUUAUGCAGGAUUUAUCAUGAAAUUUCCUUCUUUAAUGAGUAUUGAUAUAAAAAAAUUUCAUUAUAUUCGCUUUCAUGUAGCGAAUAACGGUAGUUAAUAAGUAUCGUAUCAUUCCAUAUAUUAAUUUAUCUUCUUUUCCGUUAAAAAUAUUCGGUGAUAUUGAAUUAAAUGUCUUCUUUCUUUGAUAUUGUAAAUUGUAAAGUAGAAGCGAAACAGACUUUUUAGAAAUUUAUUCAAAUUCAUUCUCAUCAUGUCCCAAUAGUACUUCUUAUCAAUUUCUAGCAGUCGUUAUCUUAUUCAAGAUAAUAAGAAAAAGAAUUUCCUUCAGAACAGGAAAUGCAGUUUACGACUUCACUGUGGAUUCAAAACAUUUGUAAUCUUAGAAAAAACAAAGUGCAUUCCUUAAUAGAUGCAUUGUGGCACAAACUCUGGAAUUAUAUAAUUAUUCAUAUUGGGACGUGACAUUGGUGCCUUUUCUUUUAUAUUGCGAAUAAUACUUUUCUUCCGAAACCAGGAUCUGCUUGGAAAGUUGGAAUAGCAACCGGCGGCGAGAUUUAUUUGUUUUAUUUUUUUUAGAAAUUUUGAUAAGCUUUUACUUUCUUUUUAUAUAUAGUGUUAUAUUGUAUAAUGCCGUGUACUUUCGGAAAGCGCCUUUUCCAAUACGUUAUAUCCUCUGGACGACACUGCACAGAGGUCGACAGAGAAUUAGAAUGUUUUUUUGCGCGAUUAGAGAAGGUUUAGACAGUGAACAAUAAGGAGAAUUAAUUCUUAUUUUUGAUCGAUCAAUUAAAUAUAGAAUUUUAUUAUAUUAUUUUUUGAAUCGCCACCUUAUUCGGCACUGUCUAAUCUUUCUCUAGGCUGUGAAUUAGUAUUGUGUACCUGUACCGAAAUGUAUACUACACACUUUGUAAUAAAGAGUUUAUAUAAUUAUAA